AUGAGGAAUAUAAAUUCCCUCGGAUCUCUGGAGCGGUGGGUGCACAGGCGGCCAAGUUUCUUGAAAUGGGCAAGCGUCUUGGCCCCAAAAACACAGGAGGUUUCGACAGCAAUUGCCCAAAAGCAAAAUCGAUUGAACUUGGAAAAUAACCAAGAAUUUGACGAAUCUGAAGAAAACAUUUCAGAAAUAUUAGAAGAUGAAAUGGAAAUUUUAGGUAAAAAUAAAGAAAUAAAUAACUUAGAUGAAUUAAAUGAAAUCGACAAAAAACUUGACAGUCAGGAUGAUUUGAAUUUACAAGAUGUUGAGGAUUUAAUAGAAGAUGAAGAGAAAAUCUUAGACAAGUCGGAAGACCAAGACGAAGAAACUGAUCAAGAAGAGUUGGAAGACGAAGAGGAAACUGCUGAUGAUGAAGAUUUGGAAGUCGAAUCUGAUAAAGAAAUAGAAAAUACAGAGGAAGAGGAUAUAAAAAAUGUCGGAUGGGAUAUUGACGAAACUGAAUUUGAUGAAGAUUACGACGUAAAUGAAUAUUUAAAUCAGGACGAAAAGGAUAUUUUAGGUAAUAUUAAACCAGUAAACGCAGAUGAGAUAAACACCGACGAGGAAGAUACUGAUUACCAAUUUGAGGACGAAUUUGAUGAUGAAAAAAUAAAAGAUUCGACAAAAAAUAAAAAAGAAAUCUUAGGUAAUAUCAAAUUUAUAGAUAUUUCCAGAUGA
Molecule: messenger RNA, 714 nt
Organism: Octopus sinensis (East Asian common octopus)
Lineage: Eukaryota; Metazoa; Mollusca; Cephalopoda; Octopoda; Octopodidae
Product: acidic leucine-rich nuclear phosphoprotein 32 family member B-like
Exons: 4
Coding region: 1-714 (237 amino acids)
Source: RefSeq, a predicted model, not a curated record